AUGCGGGGUCUCGGGGCCCUGCUUCUGCAGCUGGCCUGCUGCCUGGCAGUGAGUGCCAACCCUGUGCCCACACUGCCAGAUGACAUCCAAGUGCAGGAGAACUUCGACACACCUCGGAUCUACGGGAAAUGGUACCUUGUGGCCAUGGGCUCCACCUGCCCCUGGCUGGCGAGGUUCAAGGGCAGGCUGACCGUGAGCACGCUGAUGCUGAGAGAGGGAGCGACCGAGAGGCAGAUCAGCACGACUAGCACUCGCUGGCGGAGAGGCGUCUGUGAGGAGAUCUCUGGGGCGUAUGAGAAAACAGACACCGAUGGAAAGUUCCUCUAUCACAAAUCCAAGUGGAAUGUCACCAUAGAGUCCUAUGUGGUCCAUACCAACUAUGACGAGUACGCCAUCAUCCUGAGCAAGAAAUUCAGCCCCCGCCACGGGGCCACCAUUACCGCCAAGCUCUACGGGCGGGAGCCCCAGCUUCGGGAAAGCCUGCUGGAGGAGUUCAGGGACGUUGCCCUGGGUGUGGGCAUCCCUGAGAACUCCAUCUUCACCUUGGCUGACAGAGGAGAGUGUGUCCCUGGGGAGCAGGAACCAGAGCCCACUUCAGCGCCGAGAGCCCGGCGGGCUGUGCUGCCCCAGGAACAGGAAGGAUCGGGGGCUGGGCAACCAGUAACUGAUCUCAACAAGAAAGAAGAUUCCUGCCAACUGGGCUUCACAGAAGGUCCUUGCCUGGGGAUGGUCACCAGGUAUUUCUAUAAUGGCUCGUCCAUGGCCUGUGAGACUUUCCAGUACGGUGGCUGCCUGGGCAAUGGCAACAACUUUGCCUCAGAGAAGGAGUGUCUGCAGACCUGCCGAACCGUGGCGGCCUGCAACCUCCCCAUCGUCCGCGGCCCCUGCCGGGCCUCCGUGCAGCUCUGGGCCUUUGAUGCCGUCCAGGGGAAGUGCGUCCUCUUUACCUACGGGGGCUGCCAAGGCAACGGCAACAAGUUCUACUCGGAGAAGGAAUGCAAGGAGUACUGCGGGGUCCCAGGCGACGGAGACGAGGAGCUGCUGCGCUUCUCCACCUGACCGGGCCAAGACCAGAGGACGGCAGGGAGGCCGCGGGCCAGUGUCUGACCCAGGGCCCCACACUGGGCAGGCUGGGCUGAGAGACCUGGGUUCAAAUAAAAACCAAAUCACAGACUCCUGAAAUUCCUUGUCCUGUUUAUUGUCAUCAUAUGUGUAACGAGAUGGGGGCGGGGGGAGGCAAAGCUUGGGUGGAGCAUGAGUACCCAGCCUGCCCCAGAAGUGAAAACUGUAUGUGUUGGAAGUAUCUUCUGGACAUGAAAUGGGCUAUGCAAAUUAUGAAACACAAGUCACAGUUCUGUUUACUCCAUACUAGUAUAAAAUAGGAUUGCUUUGUUUUCAUAAAGCUAGAAAAGAGGAGGAAAGCUCUGGGUACUUAUUUCUGGGGUUUGGCGGGUCACCGGCGACCCAGGCUCAGAAUAUUUGUGUCCUGUGACCCGUCCUUUGUGCAUGGAACCCCCUCCAACGUUUUACUUCAGCCACAGCCACGUCUCCAGCAUCAGCUGCCGGGAGCUGAAAAGCCUUGGGCUGUUUCUCCACCAGGCCCUCGAGUUCCAG
Molecule: messenger RNA, 1614 nt
Organism: Miniopterus natalensis
Lineage: Eukaryota; Metazoa; Chordata; Mammalia; Chiroptera; Miniopteridae
Gene: AMBP
Product: alpha-1-microglobulin/bikunin precursor
Molecular function (GO): serine-type endopeptidase inhibitor activity
Source: RefSeq, a predicted model, not a curated record